AUGUCGCUGUUCAUCUUGACCGAAACCAGCGCGGGUUACGCCCUGCUGAAGGCCAAGGACAAGAAGCUGUUCAAGCACGGUCUGCCUGAGGAUGCCAACACCGCUGAGGGUGUCUCCAACCUGUUCAAGCUGAAGGGUUUCCAGAAGUUCGACAGCGCCGCUACAGCUGUGGAGGAGGCUGCCGCCAUCAUCGAGGGCAAGGAUGAGAAGAAGGUUUCGCUGGCUGUUGCUGACCCCAAGCUCGGUAACGCCAUUGGCAAGCUUCCCGGUCUCUCCAUUGAGUGUGUCGCCGACUCUACUACCCACGAUGCCUUCCGUGCCAUUCGUGAGAACCUGACCUCCCUCAUCCCCGGCCUGGCGCCCAGUGAUAUGUCUGCUAUGGCUCUUGGUCUCUCCCACUCUCUUGCCCGCCACAAGCUCAAGUUCUCUCCCGAUAAGAUUGAUACCAUGAUCGUCCAGGCCAUUGGUCUGCUGGAUGAUCUUGACAAGGAGCUCAACACCUAUGCCAUGCGUGUCAAGGAAUGGUACGGCUGGCACUUCCCCGAGCUGGCUAAGAUCCUGAACGACAACAUUGCCUACUCUAGACUUGUCCUGAAGAUGGGCAUGCGCUCUAACUGGGAGACUGUGGAUCUCUCUGAGAUCCUCCCCGAGGAGAUUGAGACUGCUGUCAAGCUCGCCGCUGACCGCUCCAUGGGUACUGAGAUUAGCGAGGAGGACCUGGAAAACAUCCAGUCUCUCGCCACCCAGGUCGUUGAGUUCUACGAGUACCGCUCGCGUCUUGCCAGCUACCUGACCUCCCGCAUGAACGCCAUUGCUCCUAACCUGACUGCCCUUGUCGGUGACCUUGUCGGUGCCCGCCUCAUUGCUCACGCUGGUAGCUUGACCAGCCUCUCCAAGAGCCCCGCCUCUACCAUCCAGAUUCUCGGUGCCGAGAAGGCUCUUUUCCGUGCUCUGAAGACUAAGCACGAUACUCCCAAGUACGGUCUGAUCUACCACGCUUCUCUGAUCGGCCAGGCUACUGGCCGCAACAAGGGCAAGAUGGCUCGUAUCCUUGCCGCCAAGGCCUCGCUGGGUAUCCGUGUGGAUUCCCUUGCUGAGUGGGGUGAGGAUGUCACCGAGGAGGACAAGGCCGCUCUUGGUACCGAGGCUCGCUUCAACCUCGAGCGCAAGCUGGCAGCUAUGGAGGGCAAGCCCCUCAAGCCCCGCGGUAAGUUCGACCUGAACGAGGCCCGCAAGUACAACCCCGAUGCCGACGCUCUGGCCGAGGAGAAGCCUACUCCCGCCAAGAAGGACAAGAAGUCCAAGAAGGAGAAGAAGCUGGUUGAGGAGGUCGACUCUGACGAGGAGAUGGCCGAUGGCGAUUCUGAUGACUCGGACUCCUCAUCUGAGGAUGAGUCUGAGCUGGAGAAGAUGGCCAAGAAGGCCGGUCUCAGUGUCGCGCGCUAUCAGCGCAAGCUUGAGCGUGGCGAGAUUUCCUUUGAUGCCUCCGGAAACCCAUCAUCGGUCAGCAAGAAGGACAUGAAGAAGGCCAAGAAGGACUCUAAGAAGGCCGACAAGGAGGACGGCAAGAAGCGCAAGCGCUCCGACGAGGGUGAUGACGAAAAGAAGAAGAAGAAGAAGAACAAGGGCGAGUAA
Messenger RNA from Penicillium manginii, 1635 nucleotides. RefSeq names its product RNA-processing protein NOP58 (gene nop58). The record is from RefSeq and is a predicted model, not a curated record. Gene Ontology annotation, molecular function: snoRNA binding. Gene Ontology annotation, cellular component: box C/D methylation guide snoRNP complex; small-subunit processome. NCBI's taxonomy places the organism in Eukaryota, Fungi, Ascomycota, Eurotiomycetes, Eurotiales, Aspergillaceae. The transcript has 5 exons. The coding region runs from base 1 to 1635 and encodes 544 amino acids.